Messenger RNA from Laccaria bicolor S238N-H82, 1092 nucleotides. RefSeq lists its product as uncharacterized. The record is from RefSeq and is a predicted model, not a curated record. Bases 1 to 1092 code for a protein of 363 amino acids. NCBI's taxonomy places the organism in Eukaryota, Fungi, Basidiomycota, Agaricomycetes, Agaricales, Hydnangiaceae. The transcript has 5 exons.
AUGCCUGACCCAUCGAGUUCAAGCAUAGAAGAACUGGCCCCUACAGACCAAAUGGAAGAUCUUUUCGCAGAAUAUGGUAUUAAUAGUGACGUGGAGAAAAAGAAGAAAUUAGGAAAAUAUACGGAUCAACAAACUGAAUUCGAAUGGAAAGCAUUUAAAACAUUCGAAGACGGCUCCUUUGACGAGUUUAAAAAGGCUCUAAUAGCAGAUUACCCUGAUGCGGGAAAUGCAGGAAAAGGGACCUUAACUGGACUAAGAGCUGGCACAACAAAAAUUACUCAUGGCGCCGCCAGUACUGGCUGUCUGACAGAUUCCUUUGCUGAUCAAGUUAAGGCCAGUUUGAAUAUUGAACAAACUAGAGACCGAAAACAGAAAGGCAACGAGGAUGAGACCACUGCUAGAAGAACUGAAGAUCCAUACGAUAUCAUAGACAUCAUAGACAUGGCAGAAACCAUCGCUGGACGUCUUACUGGAGACUCCCGAGACCACCCAAGCAACGCGAGAGCUGUAUCGACUGGUAGAUCAGUUCAAGCGCGCAAACGGGAAAUUAAAAUGGAGCACGAUGAAUUCAAAGAAUUGCGAAGUAUUACUGCGACGUUCCUUGAUCAAAUUAAAGUAGAUCAAAAACAGAAUUCAGAACUUCGUAAUAUGGUACAAAACACGCAGAUCGAAAUGAAGAAACUCUUAGAGACUUUAGUUCACCAACAGCUGAAUAUCAGUAACCCACAAAUACCUAGAGGGAAUGGCGAAAAAUCCGUUCGACAAAUUGUCGAGGAGGCUAGUAGGCAAAAUUUGACUCUACAAAAUAAUAUGUUUGCAGAGCCUGGAGAAGUCUUUAGUCAAGAAGCUGUUGUCCCAGGUAUAAUCAGGCUACCGGAUAAUAAUAAUGGAAAUGAAAUUUCCGUUUUUACAAACCAGAUGCGAGAUACAAGAGACGAUGUGAUUCUCAACAUGAACAACCAAGUGUUAAAACUUACCGACAUGCUUGCGAACCUUGUUACAAACCCCAAUAAAACGAGGGACGUAGAUGCGUCGCAGUUUGCCGUCACCCGUAGAUCUCAAACCGAGACUCAGGGACAGUCGGGAAACUAA